Salvelinus namaycush (lake trout) is the source of this 4692-nucleotide messenger RNA. RefSeq names its product small G protein signaling modulator 2 (gene sgsm2). Gene Ontology annotation, molecular function: GTPase activator activity. Lineage: Eukaryota; Metazoa; Chordata; Actinopteri; Salmoniformes; Salmonidae. The record is from RefSeq and is a predicted model, not a curated record. The annotation marks the transcript as partial. The transcript has 30 exons.
GCACCAUCGAGGCCUGUCUGAGCCACCUGUUGAAGCGGCGAGCGGCGGGCUUCCUGCGCAGCGACAAGAUCGCCGCCCUUUUCACCAAGAUCGGCAAGGUCAACGCCACGGCCGGAGAGGUGUGCCGGAAGGUCCAGGAGCAGCUCGCACAGCAGGCAGAGGUCAUCAGGACCCAGAGUGUGGGUCAGGAGCCCCUGAAGAGGCAGGGGUCGUCGUCUGCAGGUCGCGCCCCCCAGCCCCUCUCCGCUCAGGCCAUCAAGCACAUCUGGGUACGCACCGCCCUCUUCGAGAAGGUCCUGGACAAGGUCGUACAGUACAUCGUGGAUAACUCCAGUAAGUACUAUGAGAGGGAGGCUCUGAUGCAUGACUCAGUGUUUGGACCCAUCCUGGCAUGUCUACUGGUGGGUCCCUGUGCUCUGGAGUACACUAAGCUGAAGACGUCCGACCACUUCUGGACGGACCCGUCGGCCAACGAGUUGGUCCAGCGCCACCGGAUCCACGGGGCCCACCGGGGCCAGGACGCUUCCCCCAGCAGGAGGCCCGCUCUGGGGAUCCAGAAGAGACAGUCCAGCGUCAGCAUGUCCGAGGAUAAGUUUGCGGCAUCUGCGCGGGAAUACGUGGAAUCUCUUCACCAGAACUCCCGUACUCACCUGCUCUAUGGCAAAAACAACGUCAUGGUCCAACCGAAGAAAGAAAUGGAGGUGUUACGGGGGUACCUGUCCCUUCACCAGGCAGGGGAUAACCUCACCCUGAAGUGGACCCCUAACCAGCUCAUCAACGGCACCCUGGGAGACUGUGACCUGGAGAAGAGUAUCUAUUGGGACUAUGCGCUGACCGUGCCUUUACGACAGAUCGUGUGCAUUCACUGUCACCAGCGACGCUCUGGUGGGACGUUGGUGCUGGUUAAUCAGGAUGGUAUCCAGCACCCCCCCCUCCACUUCCCCCCCGGCGGCCAUCUCCUGGCCUUCCUGUCCUGCCUGGAGACGGGCCUGCUGCCCCGUGGUCAGCUGGAGCCUCCACUCUGGAGCCAGAGAGGCAAGGGUAAGGCGUUUCCUAAGCUAAGGAAGAGGACCAGCACAGUCAGGCUGGUAGAUCAGGAGGGUGAGGAACAGACAGCAGCUGACUAUGUGUUCCGCAUCGUCUAUCCUGGACACCACCACGACUCCAUGACUAUAAACUACCACCACACCACGGGCAGCCGUGCUCCCUCGCUGGAUGAUGAUGAAGAGGAGGAGGAUAGACUCCAGGCUAUGAUCUCAAUGAUCUGUUGGCGGAACCUCACAGAUCCUAAUGUCCUGAAAGGUUUUUAUCUAUCACCUGACCCCCGCCACCCCCUUUACAAACUUCACUACCCACAAUUCACCCUCCUGUGGAGCAUGGAGCAGUACCAUGUUAGUACCAGUAUGAUGGUCCUCUCAGUGGAGCAGUACCAUGUUAGUCCCAGUAUGAUGGUCCUCUCAGUGGAGCAGUACCAUGUUAGUUCCAGUAUGAUGGUCCUCCUCUCAGUGGAGCAGUACCAUGUUAGUACCAGUAUGAUGGUCCUCUCAGUGGAGCAGUACCAUGUUAGUCCCAGUAUGAUGGUCCUCUCCUCUCAGUGGAGCAUGGAGCAGUACCAUGUUAGUACCAGUAUGAUGGUCCUCUCAGUGGAGCAGUACCAUGUUAGUCCCAAUAUGAUGGUCCUCUCAGUGGAGCAGUACCAUGUUAGUACCAGUAUGAUGGUCCUCUCAGUGGAGCAGUACCAUGUUAGUCCCAGUAUGAUGGUCCUCUCAGUGGAGCAGUACCAUGUUAGUACCAUGGAGCAGUACCAUGUUAGUCCCAGUAUUAUGGUCCUCUCAGUGGAGCAGUACCAUGUUAGUCCCAGUAUUAUGGUCCUCUCAGUGGAGCAGUACCAUGUUAGUACCAUGGAGCAGUACCAUGUUAGUACCAGUAUGAUGGUCCUCUCAGUGGAGCAGUACCAUGUUAGUCCCAGUAUGAUGGUCCUCUCAGUGGAGCAGUACCAUGUUAGUCCCAGUAUUAUGGUCCUCUCAGUGGAGCAGUACCAUGUUAGUCCCAGUAUUAUGGUCCUCUCAGUGGAGCAGUACCAUGUUAGUCCCAGUAUGAUGGUCCUCUCAGUGGAGCAGUACCAUGUUAGUACCAUGCAGCAGUACCAUGUUAGUCCCAGUAUUAUGGUCCUCUCAGUGGAGCAGUACCAUGUUAGUCCCAGUAUUAUGGUCCUCUCAGUGGAGCAGUACCAUGUUAGUCCCAGUAUGAUGGUCCUCUCAGUGGAGCAGUACCAUGUUAGUACCAUGGAGCAGUACCAUGUUAGUCCCAGUAUUAUGGUCCUCUCAGUGGAGCAGUACCAUGUUAGUCCCAGUAUUAUGGUCCUCUCAGUGGAGCAGUACCAUGUUAGUCCCAGUAUUAUGGUCCUCUCAGUGGAGCAGUACCAUGUUAGUCCCAGUAUGAUGGUCCUCUCAGUGGAGCAGUACCAUGUUAGUCCCAACCAUGGGGAGAUGGACAUCCAGGGUGCCUAUAUGGGAGGCAGCCCAUCGUCAUGGCAGCAGGCAGCAGAGUGCACCAGUCACAUGUCGUCAUGUCUGUGUUGCUCCACAAGGGGCAGUAACGUCUCCUUGGAAUACCCAGGAGGCUGCACCUGCAUCCACGACCGUAUCCCUCUGAAGAUGCUGUGCCAGAAUAUGAAAAGGCAGAUCGUGUCCAGGGCCUUCUACGGAUGGCUGGCCUACUGUCGACACCUGUCCACGGUCCGUACCCACCUGUCAGCACUGGUCAGCCACAACAUUGUCCUUCCUGACAAACCUUGCGAGGCAUCGGGGGGCCUGAGCAGAGACGUGUGGAGAAAGUACCAGAAAGACUGCAAGAACUAUAAGGAGUUGGAGUUGUUGUGGCUGGUGUAUUAUGGAGGUGUACAGCAUGACAUCAGGAAGGAAGUCUGGCCCUUCCUGCUGGGUCACUACAAGUUUGGCAUGGGCAAGAAGGACAUGAGCCAGAUCGAUGAGAAGAUCAGUGCACGGUACCAGCAGGUGAUGAAGGAGUGGAAGUCCUGCGAGGUGAUCGUCAAGCAGAGAGAGAAAGAGAUGCAGUCGGCCAUCUUUACUAAUCUGUCUUCAGGAAGCAGCAUAGACAGCCACGUCCUCAGACACAGAGACUCCACUCUCUGCAAUGAGAUGUUCAUGUCAGUGGAUGAGCCCGACGCAGGGGCGGGGGGGCAGGACACCCCAGGAGGGAGGGGGGGAGACACCCCCAGCCACUCUACAGUGAUUCUCCCCGCAGCCGGUGGGGCACUAGCUCCUGAUGAGCGCCCCCUAGUGGAGUUUGACUCCCCUGACUCCGGCCUCCCAUCCUCCAGGAACUACUCUGUCACCUCCGGGCACUCUCAGAUUCUCUCCUCUAUCGACGAUGGACAGAGCACGGUGGAGGAGGGGGGAGCAGGGGAGGAGGGAGGAGCACGGCAGGAGGGAGGAACACGGCAGGAGGGAGGAGCACGGGAGGAGGGAGGAGCAGGGCAGGAGGGAGGAGCCGGGCAGGAGGGAGGAGCCGGGCAGGAGGGAGGAGCCGGGCAGGAGGGAGGAGCCGGGGAGGAGGCCCGGCCACACUUGUACAGUGUGACGGAGGAGAAGGGGCUACAGGAUUGGUUGAGUGAGGAGAUGCUGUGCAGUCAGCUGGAUAAGUUGAUGACCAAUGAGAAUGGAGGAGCAGAGGGGAUGCCUUCACUCUCCUCCUAUACGAUUGAGCUGCUGGACACAGUGGCUCUGAACCUCCACAGGAUAGAUAAGGAUGUCCAGCGCUGUGACCGUAACUACUGCUACUUUACGACCGCUAACCUGGAGAAACUACGCAACAUCAUGUGCAGCUAUGUGUGGGAUCACCUGGAGAUGGGUUAUGUCCAGGGGAUGUGUGACCUGCUGGCCCCUCUCAUGGUCAUUCUGGACGAUGAGUGCCUGGCGUACAGCUGCUUCACCCAGCUGAUGAAGAGGAUGAGCCAGAACUUCCCCAACGGCGGAGCCAUGGACACACACUUUGCCAACAUGAGGUCCCUCAUACAGAUCCUGGACUCGGAGCUGUUUGAGCUGAUGCAUCAGAAUGGAGACUACACCCACUUCUAUUUCUGUUACCGCUGGUUCCUGUUGGACUUCAAAAGAGAGCUGCUGUACCAGGAUGUGUUCUCAGUAUGGGAGGUGAUCUGGGCGGCCCCUCAUAUCUCCUCUCAGCACUUCAUCCUGUUCCUGGCCCUGGCUCUGGUAGAGGUCUACAGAGAGAUCAUCAGAGACAAUACCAUGGACUUCACUGACAUCAUCACCUUCUUCAACGAGAUGGCAGAGCGUCAUGACGUGCAGCACAUCCUUCAGAUCGCCAGAGAGCUGGUGCACAAGGUCCAGUCUCUCAUCGAGAACAAGUGAUGAGGAGGAGGAUGAACAGGGCCGGAGGAGGAGAGGUAGAGAGGAGCCAGAUACCAUCACUGCACCCCUCCACCCGCCCAUCCAUCCUCUGCAUCCAUCUUACCCCUCUUUACCCCUCCCAAACCUGUGGAAGAGACAGACGUGGGCCCUCUAUCCCUCCAGCCGGACCAGUGAAGGAUGAAGGCUCCAGGUUGACCAUCCUAGCCUGGAUGAAGGCUCCAGGUUGACCAUCCUAGCCUGGAUGAAGGCUCCAGGUUGACCAUCCUAGCCUGGAUGAAGGAGAGAACAGGGGGAAAGG